Sciurus carolinensis (gray squirrel) is the source of this 4126-nucleotide messenger RNA. RefSeq names its product tRNA aspartic acid methyltransferase 1 (gene Trdmt1). NCBI's taxonomy places the organism in Eukaryota, Metazoa, Chordata, Mammalia, Rodentia, Sciuridae. The record is from RefSeq and is a predicted model, not a curated record. Gene Ontology annotation, molecular function: methyltransferase activity. The transcript is spliced from 12 exons. The coding region runs from base 442 to 1404 and encodes 320 amino acids.
UUUUGUUAGUUUUUCAGGUAUGCCUUUUAAGGAUGAUUGGGAGUUUUCCAGAUACUCAAGAAGGCAAGGGUAUGCCACACAGAAGGAACAGACUCAUAGAGACAUGAGUAAGCAUGGACUGUGUGGCAAUGUAUAAGUCCUGAGAUGCUGUCACACUAUAUGUGUGCAACUUAUGUUCAUUGGAAUGCUGUUACAGAGAUGAAUCAGAGUACAUACUCAAAUAUUCUACUUCAUGCCUGUUUCCUCCUUUCCUAGUUUUCCAUUGAGGUCUGAAAUCUGGCUAAAUGAUUGAAAAGCUGUAUACCCGCACAAGUGGUAGCUGCCGUUGAUGUAAACACUGUCGCUAAUGAAGUAUACGAGUAUAAUUUUCCUCACACACAGUUACUGGCGAAGACAAUUGAAGGCAUUACACUGGAAGAGUUUGACAAAUUAUCUUUCAAUAUGAUUUUAAUGAGCCCUCCAUGUCAGCCAUUCACACGAAUUGGCUUACAGGGUGAUAUGACUGAUCCAAGGACAAAUAGCUUCUUAUACAUUCUAAGUAUUCUCCCAAGAUUACAAAAUUUGCCAAAGUAUAUUCUUUUAGAAAAUGUUAAAGGUUUUGAAGUAUCUUCUACAAGAGACAUGUUGAUACAAACAAUAGAAAAUUGUGGCUUUCAGUACCAAGAAUUUCUGUUAUCUCCAACCUCUCUUGGCAUUCCAAAUUCAAGGCUAAGGUACUUCCUUAUUGCAAAACUUCAGUCAGAGCCAUUACCUUUUCAAGUCUCUGGUCAGGUACUGAUGGAGUUUCCCAAAACUGAAUAUGAAUACACACAAAAAUGUGCAGUGGAUGCAGAAAAUAAAAUUAAAAAAAAGAAAACAGAACCCAGUAUUUGCUUUGAUAGCAGUAUGCAAUGUUCUGGAAAAGAUGCCAUUCUUUUUAAGCUUGAAACUGCAGAAGAAAUUCAAAGAAAACAUAAGCAGGACAGUGAUCUCUCUGUGCAAAUGCUAAAAGAUUUUCUUGAAGAUGAUAUUGACACCAAUCAGUACAUUUUGCCACCAAAGUCAUUACUGCGAUAUGCUCUUUUAUUAGAUAUUGUUAAGCCCACUUGCAGACGGUCCACGUGCUUUACCAAAGGUUAUGGAAGCUACAUAGAAGGGACAGGAUCUGUGUUACAGACUGCAGAGGAUGUACAGAUUGAGAAUAUCUACAAGUCCCUUACUAAUUUGCCACAAGAAGAUAAGAUAACAAAGUUGUCAAUGCUUAAAUUGCGAUAUUUCACUCCUAAAGAAAUAGCAAAUCUCCUUGGAUUUCCUCCAGAGUUUGGAUUUCCUGAGAAGAUAACAGUGAAGCAAUGUUACCGUCUACUUGGAAAUAGUCUCAACGUGCAUGUAGUAGCUAAGCUAAUCAAAAUCCUUUGUGAAUAACUUUAAAAUAACUGAAAAAGGAUCACAGUAUUCUUUCAUGUCCAGAUUGUAAUUCUUAAAUUCUAUUUUGAAGUCAUUUUGAUGAAAUUUAAAUUAUUUAAUCUUUCUUUAAAAAAUUUAGAAUUUCAUCACAAAAUUUGAAUUUAUCACAAAAAUGUCAAUUUGUUUUCUUAAAUUUAUAUUACUGUAUUUUAUAAAGUGAAAAUUAUUGUUUUCCUUUAUGGAUAAUAUAUUUUCAUAUGAAACUAAUAGAUAUAUACAUGAAAUAUCUUUAUAAUAUAUACUAUAUAUUAUAUAUGUAUUAUAUUGUUGUUAUUAUCUUUACAAUAUUAUUACUCCUAAACUCAGAAUGGUGAUUCCAAUGCUUGCCUGUUUCAAAUGUUGGCUGCUUUACUUAAUUCCCAUCUUUUGAAUAUUUUACAUAAAUCCCAUCCUCCUUCAAAUGUUCCUUUAUUUAAUAUAGCCAAAUACAUAUAAUAUUUGAAACCAAAUUGUCAUUAUUCAACUUAUACAAUAGUUUGAAGAAUACAUCAGAAAAAUUAAAUUCAUGAUCACCUCUCUAUCAAUAAACCUUAGAAAACUUAGAUGUUUAUUAUCUGAUUAUCUUUUUAUUUCAGCUCUCUGAAGUUCCAAACUCAGUACGGACUUCGCUUUAGUUUGCUAUUAUCAGAGUGUGUGUUUGCCUCCCUUCUCAGCUUGUGAGUUAAAUUUGCCACUGCAUUCUAAGGAAUGUAAUGUAGAGUUAGGAAUUUAGGGAGGAAACUCCUCUGACCCCAUUAUAUAUGGUGCUAGUCCCCCCCCCACCUCAAUUUUUUACAUUGUUGUAACAUGUACUCUGAUUUAACUUUUAUAACUAUUAACUUUCUUUGUCUCUCCUUGCCAGAGACAUUUUGGAAUUCAGGUUUCUGAAAUGAAAGGAAACAAGCCCAGAAAUUAUUUCACAAAAUAUUAAUUCAUAUUUUUUAUUUUUAAAGAAUAAUCUAAGCCAGGUGUGGUGACACACCCCUGUGUUACUUGGAAGGCUGGGGCAGGGGGAUUGCAAGUUUGAGGCCAGCCUCUACAACUUAGAGAGAACUUUUCUCAAAUUAAAAAAAAAAAAGUAGGGCAUUGAACUGGGGAUGUAGCUUACUUGUAGAGUGCCUCUGCAAUCAUUCCUAUGUGGAGAAAUUGGAACCCUUGUGCAUUGCAGGUGAAAGCAUAAAAUGGUACAACUGCUGUGGAAAACCAUAUGGAGGUUCCUCAAAAACUUAAAACAGAAUAACCAUAUGAUCUAGCAAUUCUAUUUCUGGAACUGAAAGCAAGAACUUGAACGGAUGCUGUGAUCAUAACAGCAUUAUUCACAGCAACUCAAAGGUGGAAGCAGUCCAAGUGUCCAUCCAUCAAUAGAUAAAUAAAAUGUGUAUUUGUGUAUGUAUAUAUGUGUGUGUACAUGUGUGUGUGUAUAUUUAUAUUAUAUGUGUGUUUAUAUAUGUAUGUGUGUAUAUGCAUAUAUAUAUAUAUAUAUAUAUAUAAUGGACUAGUAUUCAUCCUUUAAAAAGAAUGAGAUGAUGAUACAUGCUGUGACCUGGAUGUGCCUUAAGACAUUAUGCUAAGUGAAACAAACCAGUCACAAAAGGACAAAUAUACAAUUCCACUUAUAUGAGGUACCUAAAAAGAGUCAAGUUUACAGACACUGUAAGUAGAGUGGUCUUGUCAGGGAUGGUGGGAGGAAGAAUGAGGAGUUAGUGUUUAACCGAUACAGUUUCUCUGUGAGGUUACAAUGAAGUUCUGGGAAAUGGUUGGUGGUGAUGGUUUCAUAGUAGUGCAAAGGUACUUAAUGCCACUGAACUGUACACUUACAAAUAGUUGAAGUGGUUAAAUUUUACAUUAUGUAUAUGUCCUACAAUUUAAGAAAAUCAUAUUCCAUUACCAUUUUUUCAGAACACAUAGAUAAAUAGAUAUAUUUAGGGAGGUUGUAGGCCAACACAUACAUCAACAAUCACUAUCAACAUUUGGUAUUUGUGUUUAAAGAUAAACUUUAUUACAAGUCUCAUAAACUUUAUUAUAUAAUCUGAAAUCAUUUUGGCACACUUUCAUAUAGUUUUUUUUUCAGAUGAAAGAUUCUUUAUCAAUAAAAUGGUUUCUAGUUUUACUAUAAUUAUAGUAUGAUUAUAAUUAUGCUGUAAUUAUAGUGUCCAACAUCCCAUUGAGCAGUAUUAUGCAGAAUAUUACAGUGUGCCAACUAUAAACACAUGAAAGGUCUAUGGAGACAUUUGCUUAUAAACUCAAGGACAGAAUAUAGCUUUAUGAAAUUUUUAAGUUAUUGAAGUAAGUAUUCACAGGCAGAUGAUAAGUUUGCCCUUAACUCAUAUUGAAAAUAUAUACUAGCAAGCAUGAAUUUACACCUUAAUGAAGAUAUAUUUACCAGUGUCAUUAAUCUCAUAUAUAUGUGUACACACACACACACAUAUAUAUAUAUAUAUAUAUGCCUGCAUAUGUAUGUGUAUAUAUAUAUAUAUAUAUAUAUAUACACAUAUAUAUAUACACACAACUAAUUCAAAAAGUCACUUUAUUGAAUGUUACAUAUUGAUAAUAAACAUGCAUAAAAUUGCCUCCGGAAAUUCUGUUUUCUGAUAUUUCUUGUACAUUGUUUGCUGUAUUGGAAAAGAUAGCCUCUCCUUUUCAAGAGAACUAUAUGUAAUUAAACCUUUGUGGUUCUUAACAAUAAACUUUCUUCGUUUUC